CAUCAAAAUGUGCUGAAUCAUGUGCUAUUUCCCACCGAAAUGAGUCAAGGUGGCCUUGUUCUUCGUUUCCUUCUUCCUAAUCGCUUGUGGAGCGGUUUCAAUAUGGUUCGCAGUUGCAGCUAAAAAUAUGGCAAUUUAUGGAAUCAUUGGAGAAAUUUUUAAUGUUGACAUCCAGCAAAUUCUGUACCUUGUCUUCCUUAUUUUAGGAAUCUUCCUGUUCUUUGUAUUUAUGUGUGGAGGCUGCAUUGCAUAUAAGAGAUUUUGUCUUGUACACUGCUGCUUUGCAUAUAUGGUCACUCUUUCGUUUUUCCUCUUUCUGGGUGUAGGAAUCGCCUUGAUAGUAGUUACAGGAAUGAUAGCCGAAGAAAUUGAUAAAGUUUGUGUUGAUUCAGGUUCUAGUAGCAUCUCAGAAUCUUUCAAAGAUCUGUAUGAUAAAGCUGAUAAUAUUUAUUGUGUGAAUUCAGCCGCUGGCUGUGAAUGCUAUGUCAACUCUACUCGCUUGUCAGGGUCUGGAUACACCAUGGUCAAUUCGUCCUCAACUGUAAUUAGAGUACAGCAAUGUAGUGACCAUCUGGAAGAAGCUUACGAGGGUUAUAAUGUUGAUUUUGAAGACUCGAGUGAGAUCGAGGAGUACUUAGGCUACUUUGGAGAAAUCGAAAAGGACUACAAAUGCUCAGGAAUGUGUUCUCUAAACGACAAAUACUAUUUCUCAGACAUUAACAUUGGAGCUCCAGAGAAGAGAUGCAUCGAUGCGAUCAGAAACGAUAUCAUCCUUGGAGAUGUCAGAAAUUAUGGAAUCGGUUACACAGUGUCAGGAGCUGUCCUCUUCGUCAUCUGGUUCGUCCAAUAUGGACUCUGCUGUAGGAGGCAGAGAAAUCCCAGACAAGGCCAGACUAAGAAUUUCUAAUCAAAGCUUGAAAAAUUUUGUUUAAAGUUUCCGUUACAGAAUUUGUAUGAGAAAAAAUUUCCAAAAACCCUGGACUUUAGUCCUUGUUGAGGGGAGUUAGAAAGCUCUUGUUUGCUCAGUUCUCAAUUUUAGCAUUUUUCUGCUUUCAAAGCAUACAAUAACUUCAUUAGUAAUUUUGAAAAAGGAGAUUAGGCCAUUUGGAUAUUUCAUAGUUAUUUACCACCAGGGUUUGUCAGCUAGAAGCUCUGAGAAGAAGCUUGGUCAACCGGGUUCUUUAAAUUUGAAAAUGAUAACUUCCAACUGUAUUGUUAAAAACUUAGAUUGAGAUGAUUUGGGGUUACAAAGUGUAAGCCAUACUAGCUGAGAUAGCCUGAGGCAUAUAGUGAAUCUGCCUGAUUAGACUCAUUAUUUAUGCUUGAAACUUCUCUCAAGUUUGUGGACUUCUUGCUCCUUAACGAGGCAACAUUAUGUUUAAAUUAUAAAUGUGAUUCGGAAUUUUAAGGUGGAUGGUAAACAAAUCCUUAAAACGGAAAUUUAGCCCUAGCUUCUGUAUUUACUUGCUUCAUGCUUUCCUUCCAAAUUAUUUAAGCUGCUUACUUCAUGUAUUGGAGGAUGCCAAAGAUGGCAUCUGGAGGGAAUCUUUAUCAAGACUGAUAGGUUAAGAUUCCAAACUAUUUGGAACUUAUUUGUCUAUUAGCAUCGAGGAAUUUGAGAUGUAGCAAAUUCUUAACUAUCAACACAAAAAUGCCUAAGCAUGUGCCUCAUAUUCCUUCUUAUAGCCGUUAGCACUAUU
Messenger RNA from Moneuplotes crassus, 1700 nucleotides. The record is from the annotation of a GenBank genome assembly. NCBI's taxonomy places the organism in Eukaryota, Ciliophora, Spirotrichea, Euplotida, Euplotidae.